Molecule: messenger RNA, 753 nt
Organism: Colletotrichum acutatum
Lineage: Eukaryota; Fungi; Ascomycota; Sordariomycetes; Glomerellales; Glomerellaceae
Exons: 2
Coding region: 212-697 (161 amino acids)
Source: RefSeq, a predicted model, not a curated record
CAAAUAUCGAAAAUUCCCCAAUCCUCUGAUCAAUACUACAGUAGAAGUCGAAUUUGGUUUCCGUCUUUCUUUGUCGUUGAACAGAAACGCUAUAUGCCAUAUAGUAGAGUGAGGAGACAGCAGCCGAAAGAAACAACACUAACUAUCAAUACUGUCGUUCUGCCAACCACUGCAGGUAUCUUGGCCUUCUCCGUUUGCUACACAAUGGGCAAUGGCCGAUUUACCGAAGCAAAAGAAGAGCGGAGAGCAGAGUUACCUGCCGUCACGAUUACCAUUCCCAAGAGGACCCAGGGUGCAGAACUAUCGCAGUAGUGGCGUGAUCUCCAGAUUGGCUUUUAGCCCUGUAUCAUUGAAUCAAGUCGACGAUUGCACCUAUUCCCACCGACUAGGAGACCUUCCACCACAUACAGGCGAGAUUUGCACGAUUCAAAGACACGAUAGGGACCUGACCUCCACCCAAUUUCCAAAGCCGGAACCUAAAGGAUACAGAGACCAAUUGGCCGAGUCAACCGAGCAUCACGGUUGGGAAGAUGAUAGACUCAAUUAUAUAGAGGUUCUCGCUUGGAUGGAACAGACGAAGGGUUUACGUCACAAGCAACAGCCAGACACCAAGACGUCGAAACUGGUCGGCUCACCUAAGUGGAAACGUGGAAUAGAUUUGAGUGCCAUUGAAAGGCUACCAGAUUACAUACAGUAGAUGGCAACAAGAAGCGCUCGACUUGUUUCGGUACUAUAAGCCAAACAUGAUGCUAG